Messenger RNA from Megalobrama amblycephala (Wuchang bream), 1182 nucleotides. Its product is annotated as membrane-spanning 4-domains subfamily A member 8-like. The transcript is spliced from 4 exons. The coding region runs from base 21 to 422 and encodes 133 amino acids. The record is from RefSeq and is a predicted model, not a curated record. NCBI's taxonomy places the organism in Eukaryota, Metazoa, Chordata, Actinopteri, Cypriniformes, Xenocyprididae. Gene Ontology annotation, cellular component: membrane.
CCAUCUAGACUAUCCAGAUAAUGAUGGGAGUGGUGAUCUUCUUUAUUGGUUUUCUACUCACCAUCAGUUACCCUGAUAUUGUUAUCUUUAGUGGAAUAACCUACUGGGGAUCUUUCAUUUACAUCAGUGCUGGAUCUCUGUCUGUUGCUGCACAGAAUAAACUCAAUCUGUGUUUGGUGAAAGCCUCUCUUGUAAUGAAUGCGAUUAGUGCUAUAACGGCAGGACUCACCAUUCAUCUGCUGUUCAUACUAUUAAUAAUAUCAGUGGGGGGUCCAAGGUUAUAUCCUGAGGGUUUGCGGAUCACUGUAAUACUGCUGGUGUUCACCAUUCCUCAGUUCAUCAUCUCCAUCUGUAUCUCAGUUUUUGCCUGCAAAGCCACCUGCGACAGAGACUCUACAGUGGUCAAUGUUUUAUUAAACUAGGUCAAUGAUUUAGUAAUGGUGAUGCUAAUAGUGCUAUUACAUGCUUUGCAAUCAGUUUUAUCAAAAAAUCAGUUGUUAUUUUAAUUUUGAUAGACUUUUUUGGUGAAGUCAAUGUUUUUAGAGAAUGAUGCCACUCCACUAAAGCCAACAGAAUGUAAAGGAAAUAUAAAGCAACCAUAAUAUUUCAUAGUAAGCUGACUUUAACUUUAGUGCACAUCAUAGUGUGUGAAAUAGAUAUAGGAACUGUAAGCCAAUCACAACAUGCUUCAUUGUAAACUACAGCCUUUAUUUUACUUCUAGACUACUUUUUCAUUGAACAAAGACAGUACAGCCUAUAAAAUGUUUAUUGUCUGUGGUUCUUGUGAGCAGAGAGUAUUUUGUGCACUAACAUGUCUUACCUGUUAAUUUCAUUUCAAGGGAUUUUGUGAAGAAUAAUUUUAAUAAUUUGUGCAUAUUUUAUAAUCACUGGAAAAGUGAACUAAUUAUGCUUCUGCAUCAGGCAUGUUUUGUCCUACAUGUUCAUUUCAUGUUUGACCUGGACAAAGAUUGUAUUUGCUAACCAAGAGUCUGAAUGAUUAUAUCAUAGAGUCAUCAGAGAGACCAGCACAGUGAUUGACAUACUGUGAGAAUUGAAAUCUAAUUAUUUUUAUUGUUGUCACAGAAAACAUGCACUUUUGUGUCUUUUUUGUCUUUUAUUACGCUACUGUCAGUUACUGGCUACUGCAGUCUGCUCGUGUCGGAUAAACCAAUCCAUCCUCAG